UGUGUAUUAUACAUUUGUUAGAAAAUAUUCAUCAAUCAAUUGAGUUUCUAUUUUACCGUAUACGCGUAUACCUAACAUAGUUUAACUCACUAUAAAUGUUUAAAUUAUAUAAAAUAUUAAAAUGCAUUUCAUGUUCGUUUUUUUAAAUGUACACUUUACAAUGACUGUUGUUUAUGGAGCUCAAAUAUUCGCUUUCGUGCCGAUAUACGGACAGAGUCAUUGGAACGUUAUGGAUGCUGUAUUACAAACUCUCGUGUCAGCUGGCCACAAUGUUACCGUUAUAACUCCUUUUAUAAAAAAAGAAAAAAUUGAAAACUAUACGCAGAUAGAUUCGUCUUCCUACAUGAUACGGUCGGCGUCGGCACCGUUCAAGUACGUAGUUGGAUCUGACGGUAUUCAAUAUUUAAUCCAAACACAUCUCACUUCAUGCGAAGCUAUUUAUAAGCGUAAAGACUUCUGGACCGUGCUCGAGUCCAAAAAAUAUGACCUUUUCGUCACACAGUUGUUGGGCUCGGGUUGUGAUUCGUACAUAGCCUACAAACUACAAGUGCCGAUGAUCGCCGUUACUUCAUCUUCCAUGCAGACGUGGUUGAACGGCGAAUUUGGCAAUCCUUUGAUUACUUCGUACACGUCCACAUUAAACGUAGCGAUAGCGAGUCCUAAAACAUUUUGGGAUCGUUUUUUAAACACUUACGAUUACGUACAUUCGAUUAGUCAAAGUUGGUGGUACAAUCGCAAUGCAACGGUAAUUGGGAGAACUUAUUUCGGCAAAGACGUGCCGGAUUCUUACGAGCUAAUGAAAAAAAUAUCAUUAAUAUUCGUCAACAGCCAUUUCUCUUUCAACCUACCCAGACCUUGGAUGCCAAAUCUUAUAGAAAUCGGAGGUAUUCACGUAAAUGAUCCUAAACCAUUGCCAAAAGAUAUACAACAAUUUAUUGACGACGCUCCAGAAGGGGUAAUAUAUUUCUCAUUUGGUUCCACUGUAAAAAUGGAUUCACUUCCUGCGAAAAUGCAAAUUUCGUUACAAGAGGCAUUUUCUGAACUACCACAACGGAUACUGUGGAAGUAUGAUGGUGAAGUAAUGGAAAACCAACCAAACAAUGUUAUGAUCAAGAAAUGGUUUCCCCAAAGAGACAUAAUGGCACAUUCAAAAUUAAAACUAUUUAUUUACCAUGGUGGGUUGUCUGGUAUAAAUGAAGCCAUAAUCAAUCAAGUACCUAUACUUGGCAUACCAUUAUUUAGCGACCAACAUAGAAACAUAGCGAACGCAGUAUCCUUGGGAAUGGGUUUAAGUCUAGACUAUAAAACAAUCGAUAAAAAAUCAGUUCUAGCUGCUACUAAAGAAAUAAUCAAUAACAAAAAGUACAAACAAAAUGUUCAAGAGUUGUAUCAGUUGUUUAAAGAUCGACCAAUGUCUCCAAAAGCGCUGGUUGCAUAUUGGACCGAGUAUGUAAUUAAAAAUAAUGGAACUGAACACAUGAAUUCUGCAUCAAACGAUAUGAUUUGGUAUCAGUAUCAUCCGUUAGAUGUUAUAUUGGUCAUAAUAUUAGUUUUAAUAAGUUUAUUAGCCAUUGUAUUGUAUAUUUCAAUAAUAAUUACAUGUUAUAUAGUUAAAUGUGUUCAUUUGAAACAAAUUAAAACUGAAAUGAAGUACGUCGGGCUGCUCCUGUUGGCCGUCCUGGGCGCGCUGUCCGCCACUGACGGCGCCAACAUCCUAGGCGUGUUCCCCAUCAACGGCCGCAGCCACUGGGUGGUGUACGAGAGCCUGAUGAAGGCCCUGGCGGCGCGUGGCCACAACGUGACGGUGAUCACGGCGUUCCCGCAGAAAUCGCCGCUGGCCAACUACACGGACGUCGACGUGUCUGGGACGUUGCCGUCCGCGGUGAACACGGUCGGCAUCGAAAUGGUGCUUAAAUACCUGGCCAGUGUGUUCGCUAACCAAUGGUUCAUCGCUGACCAUCAAAUGAAUAUCUGUCGGAAGACCCAGAAGCUGCCCGAGGUGCAAGCGCUACUCCAAAGCGGCAUCAAGUUCGAUGCGGUUUUCACAGAAAUAUUUGGAGCUGAUUGUGAUGUUGGAUAUGCUUACCAUUUCAAGGCACCCCUAUUGUCCGUUAUGUCCAGCUCACAUCUGCCUUGGAGCUACGACCGUGUGGGUGGCCCAGACAACCCGUCGUACAUACCAACGAUCGUAACAAGAGCCGCUGGAAAGAUGAACUUUAAAGAACGUAUGAUCAACACUUUGUACUAUAUAUACUUUAAAAUAGCGUGGAAGUAUUACAGUGAGUGGCCAGCAAAUGAACUGUUGAAAGAGAACUUUGGACCGGACACACCUCACAUCAACGAAAUAGUUUACAACACUUCCAUGGUGUUUGUCAACGGCCACUUUUCCUUGGACGGACCACGGCCUCUAGUUCCCAACAUGGUGGAAAUUGGUGGCAUACAUGUUAAACCCCCCAGACCCAUACCCAAGGACAUAUUGAAGUUCAUCGAAGACUCACCGAAUGGAGUUAUGUUUUUCACGUUUGGGUCUCUUAUUCGUAUAUCUACACUACCACCAAAUGUAUUGCAAAUGUUUAAGGAUGUAUUCGCAAAAUUACCUAUCAGAGUCUUGUGGAAAUACGAAGAAGAAAUGCCAGACAAACCUGAUAACGUUUACAUAAGCAAAUGGAUGCCUCAAAGAGACAUUUUGAGUCAUCCAAAAGUACGACUGUUUAUGACCCACGGUGGAUUGUUAGGGAUCAUAGAAGCUGUACAUUCGGCGGUACCUGUCGUAGGCAUUCCAUUUUUCUUCGAUCAACCUAGAAAUAUAUUAAAACUGGUACAACAAGGUUCAGGUAUUAUAUUGGACUAUGAAUCUAUGACGAAUGAUAUUCUAUACAACGCUAUUACGACAAUAGUUAACAAUAACAGUUACGCAAUAAAUGCGAACAAACUAGCAAAACGGUUCAAAGACAGACCAUUGAACGCAACCGAAACGGCCGUCUACUGGACAGAGUACGUAAUAAGACACAAAGGGGCGAAACAUUUGAGAACCGCGGCCGUUGGAAUGCCUUGGUGGAAGUAUUACUUAGUAGAUGUCAUCGGUUUCAUCUUGCUCAUCAUUUUUGUUGUAUUGUAUCUAAUUUACUUUGUGCUCAAAGCUAUCUACAAGAAAUUAUUCAAGAAGACCGUGGUACCCAAAAAGAAAGAAAAGAAAAAUUGAUACAUUCAAUUCGUCUAAAUUGUACCUGAAUAAAAUACAAAUGGUACAAAAUUGUUUAACCCUAUUUAUUCUUGUGAUACGUUUUUCUUCAACGGUGUGAGUUGAAAUAGUUUCUAUCAAUAUUCUAUAAGUACUUGGUGUCUAGACCAUACUCAUAUCAAGGAUACAUGAAUAUUGUUUUACCAAAUCCGUUAAAUUUAAAUUGUAUACUAUUUAUUAAGUUUUAACUAUAUUCUAUAAUAAAAUUAUGUACUAUCUUUUGAAUAAUUUUCAUUAAUACCGAUAAAUACUUACUACUGUAGUAGGUACCUACUGUGAACAAAUUGCAUAUUAUGCUUACCUAUCUCAUAUCUGAAUGUUUUAAUCUUGUACACAAUUUUUCGAAUAAAAUUAUCUAUAAAAAAAAAUAA
Molecule: messenger RNA, 3612 nt
Organism: Metopolophium dirhodum (rose-grain aphid)
Lineage: Eukaryota; Metazoa; Arthropoda; Insecta; Hemiptera; Aphididae
Exons: 11
Coding region: 122-3202 (1026 amino acids)
Molecular function (GO): UDP-glycosyltransferase activity
Source: RefSeq, a predicted model, not a curated record